Messenger RNA from Crotalus tigris (Tiger rattlesnake), 3007 nucleotides. RefSeq names its product sideroflexin 3 (gene SFXN3). NCBI's taxonomy places the organism in Eukaryota, Metazoa, Chordata, Lepidosauria, Squamata, Viperidae. Gene Ontology annotation, molecular function: monoatomic ion transmembrane transporter activity. Gene Ontology annotation, biological process: serine import into mitochondrion; monoatomic ion transport. The coding region runs from base 404 to 1432 and encodes 342 amino acids. The record is from RefSeq and is a predicted model, not a curated record. Gene Ontology annotation, cellular component: mitochondrial inner membrane. The transcript has 12 exons.
UGUCGUAAAGGUCGCGCGCCUCCCUGAGCCUCUCGUUUGCUCGCCGUUCUCUCUGCCUCCUGCCUUUUCUUAAACCGGCGUCUUUGCGGAUCCAGCCGCUUCCUCCUUUCACGCUCCGCUUGCAGGGCGCUGUCCACCGCCUUUUUCGAUUUCCCUUCUCGCCGCCGCCGGAUAUUUUCCACCCACUCCUAUGAGUCAGGGCUUUGGGUGGAGAUCGGCCGCCUGCGCCCACCAGUCCCGUAGGAGUGGAGAGGGAGCGCUGUUCGCGGGCUAAUCUAAGAUGGGGCGUCAUCCGUCCAUCCCAGAUUAGCCUGGCGUACGAUCGCGUCGACAGGAGGUCUUAUCCCGACCGUAACGGAGGAUCUUUCCUUCUUUUCAACGGUACGGGGAUUUCUGCUCUUCUAUGUUCGCAGCUUCCCCCGUUUUCGUACCCGCACCAAGGCUAAUGUCUGCAGAACUGUCUCUGCUCAUCAACAUAAAUGAGCCACGAUGGGAUCAGGGCACCUUCAUGGGAAGAGCAAAGCAUUUCUUCACAGUGACAGAUCCCCGCAACCUUCUGCUUUCUAGCAAGGCCCUAGAAGAUGCCCGAAGAGUGAUACAGGAUUACAGAAUGGGUAAAGUACAACCAGGCUUGACUGAGGACCAACUAUGGCGGGCAAAAUACAUCUAUGACUCUGCCUUCCAUCCAGACACUGGUGAGAAGAUGAUCCCGAUUGGACGUAUGUCUGCCCAGGUGCCUAUGAACAUGACCAUCACGGGAUGCAUGCUCACCUUCUACAGGACGGCCCCUGCCAUGGUUUUCUGGCAGUGGGUGAACCAAUCAUUCAAUGCCAUUGUCAAUUAUACUAACCGGAGUGGAGAUGCACCUAUCACUGUCAAACAGUUGGGAACGGCUUAUGUCAGUGCUACUACUGGAGCUGUAGUGGCAGCUCUAGGACUCAAAUCUCUCACCAAGCAUUUGCCCUCAAUCAUUGGACGCUAUGUGCCUUUUGCAGCGGUGGCAGCUGCAAACUGCAUUAAUAUUCCAUUAACAAGACAAAGGGAGCUAAAGUUUGGUAUCCCCAUUAUGGAUGAACAUGGGAAUCGGCUGGGGGAAUCGAAGAAGGCCGCCCAGCAAGCCAUUGUGCAAGUGGUGAUUUCACGCAUUGGCAUGGCUGCACCUGCAAUGGCCAUCCCUCCUGUGAUCAUGAAUGCCCUGGAGAAAAGAGCAUUUAUGAAGCGAUACCCCUGGAUGAAUGCUCCUCUGCAGAUUGGACUGGUGGGCCUGACUUUAGUGUUUGCCACACCUCUUUGCUGUGCAUUCUUCCCACAGAAGAGUUCAAUGCGGGUGAAUCGCCUGGAACCAGAUGUCCAGAAUUUAAUCAGAGAGAAGAACUCGGAUAUUGAGGAAUCAAGUUCAAUGGAAAAGCAAUUUGCCCUUCGUUUCAACUGAAGUCUUUCUUACUCAGCACCUAAUAAAAACAUCAUGGUUUCAUGAAGAACUUGCACAUAUUUGUGAGCUGACUAGAUUCCUGGGAUUGUAAAAAGACUUUGCUCCAAACCAUCUGUUCUUAUAAUCAAAAAUGAUUGCAUAAAUAACCAUCUCUGCAUCCUCUUGCUUUUAAAAAUAUUUUUGCAACCAAUGAAGCAUUCAGUUACAAAGAUGGCAUUAUAUGCAGCCCUACUGUUAAAAACCCCAUGAGGUAGAUAUCAUCAUUAGUGAACUAUGAGUGUGAGAAAAUACUGGGGUUUCAUGGUAAUAUUCUUUUUGACCAUAGUCAUUAAAUGAAUUGUUUAGUACAUUGAGGACUACCUGUACAUGAUGGUAAUCUUUCCCAAAAUAAGAAUGACAUUACUUAUUUUUUCUUCAUGCAUCUUCAUAAUGCCCAUUUUAGACCACAAAUCUUCUUACUCAUCGGAAUAUUGUUUGGAUUACUUUAAGAAGAGAAAUGACAAUCUUUGGCCCAUAAUGGAAUGUGCAACUAUUAUUCAUAGAAUGCAGGCAUACCUGUGCUUGAACUGAUUCAGUGAUCCUGGAAUUAUGGCUUUAAUCAGGUCUGUGCAAAAUAUUUGUAUGAAUGGCUGAAUGCAAGCGUUUCCAUGGCCAAUUAUGGCACCUCCUUCUGUGUGCCAUCUAGACAUAACAGAUCAAUGCAAGGAUCAGUCAAUUUGCACACAGUGAUCAAAUGCACUAAAUCAGCAUAUCCACAUCCUAGAAGAAACUUUGGGUGAAGAUAUCACGUAGCACCUCUUAAAUAUUUUGAAAAACGUAUGCAAAAUGGGUAGCUGAAAUGUCAGGAUUAUCUUUGCGGAGGUAUUUCUACAGAAAAUACUCAAAGGUAAUAAUAGUGGACAGUCCUUUGAUGCUAUGCUAUAUGAAUCUGGUAUCAAAUAUCAUUUGCAGUUUUAAUCAAAAGUUCUUUUUGCCCUUCACUAGAAGGAUCAAAGAAUUUAAUUUAGGCACCACAAUGCAUAAGAAAUUUCACUGAAAAUGAUGCCAGAACUGCCUUUCCAAAAGAUGUUGCAGGUCAGUGCUUAAUUCACUUUUCUGUUCUUUUCAUCUCUAUAGCAAAUCACUUAUUUUAAUCUGAGUAAAAUUGCCCACCUUUGGUUCCUUAUAAAUGUACUAAUGUUGGAGGCUCAGAGAUUAAGUCAAGAUUGCUAUGUGCUUUUUUAUGUUUACUCUUAAUGAAACCUCUUGUCUACAUUCUCUGGAAUAUAAUCUUAUAAUAUUACAAUACCUUUUUGAAUUUUUAUAUCAGUGUUUUUUUUAUAUGCUAGGUUGUGGUGGUGUUUUAUUAAACUAAAAAUUAUUUAUGUACAGCAAUCCAUAUGUAUUCCAUAUCAUCAUGACUCUUGUGCAGCUUUAACUAAGACAAUUGUUUCCAAAUAAAGAAUAUAAUUUUUGUCUCUUGAAUAUGACACUGCUGCUGUCUUGGAGUGAUAGAACACAUAUAAAUAUGGUUCCUGUUUCUACUUAAUGAACUAUAAGCUUUGUUUACUUUUUAAUUAAAGGGAUUGAACAAAA